Molecule: messenger RNA, 2505 nt
Organism: Lathyrus sativus (Indian pea)
Lineage: Eukaryota; Viridiplantae; Streptophyta; Magnoliopsida; Fabales; Fabaceae
Source: the annotation of a GenBank genome assembly
AUGAGUGAUGAUGUUAGUGUGAAUGGUUCUUCAUGUUUAGCAUUAUCAGAGAAGAAGAACAACAAUGAAAAACAAAGUGGUGGUUGUGUUGGCAUUUUCUUUCAAUUAUUUGAUUGGAAUAGAAGAUUCACCAAAAAGAGAUUUUUCUCCAAGAAACUUCUUCCUUCUGCUAGUGCAAAACAAGAUUCUAUGAACAAGUUUAAAGACGAGAAAAUGCCGAAUUCCAAGCUUCAUUCGAUUGCUAAUGGGAACAAUGGAGGUUUCUUGAAUGCCAUGGAAGGAGGAAAUUGUGUUAUCGACGUAGAACGAAAGCAUGAAAUGAAAGCUCCGAGUAUUGUAGCUAGGUUGAUGGGUCUAGAAUCAAUUCCAGCUUCAAAGAGAGAUCAUAAGUCCAAAAAAUCUUCAUUUUUUGAUAGUGAUGAUGGUGGAGAGUCUUUGGAAAUCGAAGUUGCGAAUGCAAGUCAUGAUUCAAGACCUCAGAAGGUAAGGAAAACGGAAGUGAACGAAAGACGAGCAAUGACUAGGUUUGGUGCCGAGGCAUUGCAAAUCAAGAAUGUUUUGUCACAAGUGAGAAAGUCUAAUCAUCAUCAUGAUAACCAUCGUGCUAAAUUUGUUUCGCCUUUGAAGAGUCCGAGAGUUUCUUUGGGAAAGAGUGCAUCUCGAAGCUCAAGAUUGAUAGAAGUAGCUACUAAGAUCUUGGAACCUGGCUUGCAGUCUACAAGCAGAUCCAAAUAUUCUCUCACAUCUUCCAAUUCUAAGUGUCCUAAUAGGAACGACAUUGUCACCGAUAUGGUUGGAACUCGUCCGAAAGAUAUGCACAACCAAUCGUGUUAUAAUGGCGGCAUAGACAAGUCAUCGGUGGAGCGUACUUGCAAAAACUGCGGGGAUUUGCUUGACAUUGAGAUCAGCUCACCUAUUGUUUCAGAUGUUUUCACCGGCUUCUCUUCUGAAUCAGCGCAAAAAGGAAGAUCAUUCAAUCCUUCUCACGAAAGCGAUGUAGUUCUUCUCAGAAGUCAAGAGAAGAUCAUAACUCUUGUUGAUGAAGAUGUUAAAAAGAAUGCUAAUUCUUGUAAUGAAACUACUUCGAGAAGAAUCCACGUUCAUGCAAAAUGUGAUUCAUCACGUCAACCGCCUGGAGGCUUAGAGGAUAACGACUACACAUCUUCUUUUAACUUCGAAUGCAAAACUCAAACACGAGAACGGAUGUUAAGCGGUGAAAGAAUGGCUUUUAGAUUUGAAGCUAAAAAUUGUAAAAUGCAGGUGAAGAAAGCUUCAUCAGCUGCAACUGCAAGCACUGUGAGUGGGAAUAAAGACAUCUUUGGUUUGAAUCGAAGCCUAAGUGGUCGAACUCGGAUGAGGUCUCCUACGAAGUUGGAUAGUUGCAAAUUUGAUCUUGAGAGGAAAAAAAGGACCUCAAAUGUCUCACAAGUUAAAGGUAUAGCUUCUGUCGAUUUGGUUACAUCGAAACAUAGAAAUGUUGGUUCAAAUGCACGAGGAAAAAGGAGAAACUUCGAAGCUUUCUCUCCAAACAAUUCUAAUGUCAAAUGUAGAAAAAGUGGUUAUCAAAAAACCGAUAAAACUAACGACAAUAAGAUCAAUAAGGUAGAGACAAGUGCUGAUGAGAUUAAGACUUGUUUCCAAAGACAUCAUUCACCCUUGAGAGAAGAUGUUUUAGGCGCUUUUCUUGAACAGAAGUUGAAAGAAUUGAAAUUUGGAGAAAACGAGGAGUCGGCUAAUGGUGAUCAACCUAGAAGAUCAACCGCGUUGAUUCUUCAAGAAUUGAUAUCUGUUCUGAAUGCAGGCUCAGGGUAUGGUUUUCACACCGGCUCUAUAAAUUGUUCAUACGAUCAACCAGAACGGUUUGAACAUGACGUUAAACUUUUAGAUUCCGCAACAUUAUUUAACACAGGGAAGAUAGGUUGUAAGAUACUGACAGAACUCGUUAACCGAAUUUAUUCAAUAUUGCAAAGUUUAAAUUCUUUUUGGCCAAGAUUGACAAAAAACAAGCUCAAUCAUAUGAAGGAAGUUAUCUUCAUGGCUGAAUUGGUUCUUGGAAAUGUCACUAGGCAAAGUGAGGACCUGCCACAGCUUCUCAUUUCUUGCAUUCUUGUUGAUGAACUCGACAACAUGGCAAGCGAUGCUAUGCGGAGAAAUUUCAACCGACGCCAACUUAAGGGACUUCUAUUUGACUGUGUAAUUGAAUAUCUAGAAUCAAAUUGCUGCCAUAAUUAUUACAAUGUAUUUAAGUCAUUGUGUGCAUGGACUAAGGCUCCUCAAUGCAUGAAAGGUGAGAUUUUGGUUGAAGAGGUUAAGAGUGAGAUUAAGAAGUGGGAGCGUAUAGCUGGAAUGGAACCGGACAAAAUAAUUGAUUGGGAGAUGAGUUACUCAUUGGGAAAAUGGACUGAUUUCAAUGUCGAAGCUUCCGAGUUUGGUGUUGAUAUUGAGGAUUAUGUGCUUCAAAUUUUGGUUGAUGAAAUUGUUGAAGACGUUGUAGGUUGGUUUUAG